Cydia pomonella (codling moth) is the source of this 1080-nucleotide messenger RNA. RefSeq lists its product as uncharacterized. Bases 144 to 1019 code for a protein of 291 amino acids. NCBI's taxonomy places the organism in Eukaryota, Metazoa, Arthropoda, Insecta, Lepidoptera, Tortricidae. The record is from RefSeq and is a predicted model, not a curated record. Gene Ontology annotation, molecular function: nucleic acid binding; zinc ion binding. The transcript has 2 exons.
GUUGUCAUGUAUGCAAGUAUGUAAGACAGUAAUAAACCAGUUCUGAAGCAAGCCGGUCGUAUCAUUCGCUCCCAAACACGACAUUGGCUGACGAGUUGUGAUUUGUAAAGUUACCCGCGAGUUAAAAAAUAAAUAAAUAAAAUAUGUCGUUUCUAGGCAAAUUAUCGGUUUUCGACCACAAAACGGGCGAUUGGUUGAUUUUUAAGGGGAAGUUAACAAAAUUCCUGCUUUUGAAUUCCAUCGAGGAUGACAAUAAAAGUGCAGUGCUGUUAACAUACUUUUCGGAUGAGUCGUACCGGCUGUUACGUAAUCUCGUAUAUCCAGAUGACAUUGAAAAGAAAACGUACAAAGAAUUGGUUGACGUACUCGAUAAGCAUUUUAAACCCAAGCAGUGCUCGUUCGUCGAGAAGGCAAAAUUCUACGGUGCUACAAGAAGUCCUGGUGAAACCCUAGGUGACUGGGCGGCGCGAUUAAGGGGUCUCGCAUGCUACUGCGAAUUCGGUUCCGCCUUAGAGAUGGUUCUGCUGGACCGUUUCGUCCUCGGGUUGGGCAUGGGCCACGAAAGGGACAAGUUAUUUGAGCAAGAUUGUAAAAGUUUGACCUUCGCAAAGGCACUGGAAAUUGCGGAGAAGGCUGAGUGCGCACGCGAGGCAAAAAAGGUGGAUACAUCUGGCGCUGAUGUGAUAGUGAAGCAGGAGCCGGUGUUUCGGGUAGGCAGCGACGGGAGGUCGAGCGACGGGCCCGACCGCCGCGCGCCCGGCCGCGCAACCUCGGGCUCCAGUUCGAAAUAUCAGCGCGAUAGCGAUGUUCCUCGUUGUUUCGUAUGUGGAAUGAAAAAUCAUAAUAGUGAUAAGUGUCGCUAUAAAAGUUUGCGUUGCCAGAAGUGUGGUGAAAAAGGGCAUUUAAAGAAAGUGUGUAAAGUUCGGGUUAAUUGUGUGGAAACUCAAGGACAAGAUUCGGAUACUACAUGUCAAGACUGUAAGGAAUGUGAACUCUUUAACCUAAGGUUCCCAGAAUAAGCGUGGGAGGAGUGUCAUGUAUGCAAGUAUGUAAGACAGUAAUAAACCAGUUCUGAAGCAA